Molecule: messenger RNA, 1305 nt
Organism: Penicillium brasilianum
Lineage: Eukaryota; Fungi; Ascomycota; Eurotiomycetes; Eurotiales; Aspergillaceae
Source: the annotation of a GenBank genome assembly
GAGAUAUCCAGUGGUCCACUUUAGGCUACUUUUUCAAGAAAUCUUGUGAUUUUGUCUGAAGAAACUUCUUGUCCCAUAAAUUUUACAUCUUGCCGUUUGACCAAUUCAUCCUGUCUCUACACUGUCUUAAGGCAAGCAUAAAUCCCGAAGCGAGUGAUGUUGCGAUGGCUCCGAUUACAGCCCGGCCAAGAUGGCAAACUAUGGACAUACAUAGUUCUCCUCCUGUUGGUUGUACAGAACAUGACAUCUAUAAUAUUGCAACAUACGCUACAAUCGCAGCCGAUUACAAGUCAUGACAGGUUCCAGCCUUUGUCUGGCAUUAUCCUGAUUGAAAUAUCCAAAUUUGCCAUUUCUGCAAUUUGUGUCAUGCAUUCCGAUGCAGGCCCAUCUCUGUGGGAGGGUUUCAGUGGCACCUUGCUUAAUGCUUCUAACGACACCACCGUGUCGGCAGUACUCUUUACUGUCGCUACUGUUUUACAGAGCAUGGGAGCUUACUAUCUUGACCUUGUUCCCUAUCUUGUCUUGUCUCAACUCAAGACUCUCGUAACACCCGUAUUUGCGAGAAUUAUAUUGAACCAAAGAUAUCCCCUCAAAAACUGGAUAUUCAUUGCCUUGAUGUCACUUGGCAUUGUUUUGGCUCAGCUUGGAUCUGGCUCUGACAAGACAAGUGCAAAGAGUCUCAAGGUUCAGUCGAUGAUGCGCGGAGCAAUUGUGAUGUUACUGGCAGGAGUGUGCGUUGCCAUAGGCAGUCUGUGUAUUGAGAGAACUAUGAAGAGAUCUGGUCUUCUUUUCCUCUGCAACGCUCAACUGGCGGCUUACAGUUCCUCUUUCGCUCUGGUUUACUUUUGCUGGCUUACGAAGUUUAGCUUCGGGGAUUUUUUUCGAGGGUUCAAUAUUUUUGUUUGGAUAUACUUAGCCCUACAAGUUUCAGGAGGUUUCCUGGUUGCUCGGUGUGUUCAGAUGACCAGCACGGUAACCAAGAAUUACGCUCAGGGUCUCGGGUUUGCCUUGGCCGUCGUGGUGCCUCGAUUAGUGACCCACCAGCAAAUCAGUCUUGAGCUACUGGUCGGAGUUGGUCUCGUCUUAGCCUCUGUACUGGGGUCUAGCUCUUUCAACCAAAGAAAACCGGCUAUGAAUGAGAUGGAACAGAAAGGUAAUGACUUGAAAAAAUGCGAAGUGUGAAUUUGAAUUUUUCUUCCGAUACAAUAUGAUCAGGGUCAUAGUUCCAGGGCCAUGGCACAAAAAUGAGGUCGUCAGUAAAUAAUACCUGAUCGGUCAGUGACGGCAAUCUAUUCCUAUACCGCC